UUCCUCUGGUCUGUAGGUGACUGUGCCCUGGUCUCUCGAUGUGAGCGCUGCCACCUGGUGGUCAGAUGUGGCAACAGCGUUUGCUCUGUUUGCAUUAGCACAGUUGAAGAUGGCGACUGGAGUCCUUCACAGAGUCAGCGGUGGCCUGGGUCGGGCUAAAAGCAGGGCCCAGUCGGCCGCACAGCUCGUCGUUUUGACCAGGGGGUUUGCAACAUCAAGCAGCAGAAACAGACAGGACAGCUGGUUUAAGUCGCUGUUUGUGAGGAAAGUUGAUCCCAGGAAAGAUGCACACUCCAACCUACUGACCAAAAAUGAGGAAAGCAACCUGUACAAGAUUCAGUUCCAUAAUGUCAAGCCAGAGUGCCUGGAUGCAUACAACAAACUCUGUGAGGAUGUUUUGCCCUCCAUCCAUGCCGAUAAGUACUACCCCUGUGAGCUGGUGGGCACCUGGAAUACCUGGUAUGGAGAACAAGACCAGGCUGUUCAUCUGUGGCGUUACAGAGGUGGAUACCCGGCUCUAACAGAGGUGAUGAACAAGCUCAAGCAGAACCAGGACUUCACAGCGUACAGGAAGGAGCGGGGUAAGAUGCUGAUGUCUCGCAGAAACCAGCUCCUCCUGGAGUUCAGCUUCUGGAACGAGCCCGUUCCCAGAGAGGGCCCCAACAUCUAUGAGCUCAGGUCCUACCAGCUCAGGCCAGGAACCAUGAUCGAGUGGGGUAAUUACUGGGCCAGGGCCAUUGGAUACCGCCAGCACAACAGAGAAGCUGUGGGAGGGUUUUUCUCACAGAUCGGCAACCUCUAUAUGGUUCAUCACCUCUGGGCUUACAAAGAUCUUCAGUCCAGAGAAGACACGAGGAAUGGCGCCUGGCAGCAGGAGGGCUGGGACGAGGUGGUGUAUUACACAGUUCCUCUCAUUCAGCAUAUGGAUUCCAGGAUUAUGAUCCCGACAAAGGCUUCCCCGCUGCAAUGAAAUGAGACGCGAGCUGGAAGCUGAAGUGGUACCCUUUUGAAUGUUACAGCCAUCCAGAGCAUCACUAUCAUGGUCAUGGUAUCAGUGCUGCCAAACAACAUCCCUUCUCUGAUCUUCUUUGCUUUAUUACUUCAAGAUAUCACUAGGACAGAGGAGGUAUAAAUGUUCGACCAUGUAUCUGCAAUUAAAAUAGUCCAAACCACUUAGAGCCCCUGACGACACACAACUUCUUUUUUUGUUUGGUUCUGGAGCAGGAUGAGUCAAUUUGGCCAAUUUAAAGCUCCUGAUGGUUGUUAUGUCCAACGUCUGGUGCCACAUUAAAACUGGUCCAUGAAGAGAGCUCAUCUCUAAGUUUAGAACCAACCAAAGUUACUUGAAAAGACGAGCAGCUGUGUGGUGUGCAAGUGUGAGGACAGAUGUGGAAAACAGUACUGCUGAAGCUCACUGCACAAUGCAGUAGCUAUUUAUUUAUUUAAUGUAAAUUUGGAAUAUGUUUUAAGUGUGCUGAGAAGUGGCAUUUUGAUGUAAGCCAUGCUAUUGCUGAGUGAAGUGAGAGAAAGCCUCUAUAUUCAUGAAAACGAUAAAGUAUGACAUGAUGUAAAAUGUAAAUCUCAAUUUUAUUUUUGAUUGGAGUUCUAUUAUAAUUUUUUUUUUUUUUUGCAAAAAUUCCUUCCAUUUGCUUUUUCUGGACGUUCCUAGGUUCCUUGUCAUGGUGAUGUUGAUGUUUCAUGGUGCUGUGUUUGUAACUAUGGCUUCUACUUUUCUCCUGUGAAGACAGCAUGCCUGGUUUUAAAACGUUUUUAUCCAAUAUGUUUUAAUGGGGCAUAAGUAUCAUGUAUGAUAAAUCUUAUCAGUGGCUGAGUUAAUCUGGCACUGAGUGGGCAGUCAUGCUGCUGCAUAUUGUAAUAUCAGAUUUUAUUGUUAAAGGAAGCAUGUUUAUCUUUUUGUUCCUCAGUUCAUAGGGGACAGUGUAGAGCGAAGGACAAGAAUGCCAACACAGAUUAAAGCAGUUCAAACAACA
Molecule: messenger RNA, 1991 nt
Organism: Siniperca chuatsi (mandarin fish)
Lineage: Eukaryota; Metazoa; Chordata; Actinopteri; Centrarchiformes; Sinipercidae
Product: protein NipSnap homolog 2-like
Exons: 10
Coding region: 110-970 (286 amino acids)
Cellular component (GO): mitochondrion
Source: RefSeq, a predicted model, not a curated record